GUAAAUCCAAUCUCACCAAGGGUAUUUUAGGAACCAAAUUUCCACUCCUGGCAACCCCGGAAAUUUCCUAUUGAUUUUCGGUGUCAAGCUAGUGUGCGCAAUCCUUACCGUUGAUUCCCAAUCUCCAAACAUCCUCCCUCCUAUAAAUUUUCAAUUUCCCUCUCGCGCACAAAAAUUUCAUACGAUUUUUGAACCAUCUUUUCUUCUCCAUAACUAAAAUUCUCAUCUUCUCUUUUGUUUUUUGUUUUUUUUUCUUUGUUCUUCUUUCUUCUUCUUCUCUUUGAAGUGGUGAUGGAGAGAUUGCCGGCUGAGUCGCCGUCGUCGAGCACGGUGGGGUAUGUGAGCUGGGAGCAGGUAAAUGUUUCAACCGAUAGAGGAAGGAGAGAGGUUCAUUACUAUUUGAAGAGAAGAGAUGGGGUAUUGGAUCUGGCUGUGAUUGGGAAAGAGAAAAGCUUGAGGCACAUGUCCUAUCAUUUCGCUAUUAAGAACCGCUCCUAUUUCUUCUCUCCGACGUCGUUUUACAAACUCGAAUCUCGCAGGGAGGUCGUCUGUUGGCUUAAUUCUGUUGUUUCAGAUUCAUCUUCUCGUGAGCUGUCCUGCUCAGUUGAUGGCUUUUGUAAUGCCAAGGAUGUGAAAAUUUUGGAUUUUGAAGCCCUCAAGAAAUUUCAAUCACAGAAGCUGGGCCAACAUACAAAAGAAUUUUUAUGGUUAGGUUCUUCAUGGACAUGCAGGAAAAAAAGGAAACAUUAUCAGUCCUUCUGUAGGAAUAGUGUAAUAAUUUCUAUUCAUGACUUUGUUUAUGUAUUAACUGAGGAGGAAAAACGACUUGUUGCCUAUGUGGAAGAUAUGUACGAGGACUCUAGAGGCAACAAGAUGGUUGUGGUACAAUGGUUUCACAAAAAUGAUGAGGUUGGUAUUGUUUUGCCUCACAAUUAUAAUUGCAGAGAGAUAUUCUUUUCUCUUUGUUUUCAAGAUCUUAGUAUUGAAUGCAUAGAUGGAUUGGCUACUGUACUUAGUCCUGCGCAUUUCAAGAAAUUUUUGAACGAGGCAAAGCAUACUCGGCUGGAGCCAUUUGUAUGCUGCAAGCGGUUUGAUAAUGAUGAUGUCAAGCCUUUUGAUGUGACUCAAGUUAAGGGUUAUUGGAAACAAGUUAUACUUAGAUAUAUGUAUAGUCUUUCUCCCUCAGAUGAUUGUGUGAGUCGUCAGCAAUGUGCUAAUGACGAUAGUACAGAUUGGAAUGUUGAUGAUGGUGUUGGGAUCAGGCCUAGAAAGAAAUAUUGUCAAUCAAAAGAUGAUGAUAUGUACAUGCAUUACAGUGGCAGUAGAGACUCAAUGGAUGCAUCAUGUGCAGAUGUGCAGGAUUUUCGGAACAGCAAAGAUGGGACUAAAUCAUUCAGUUUCAGUGGAGGUAGUUCUGCUUUCCUGUCCACUGAUGAGGCUAAGCAAUACUCUUCUCGGGAUUUACAAAUAGGUUCUCAGGUUGAAGUACUAGCUCAAGAUAGUGGUUUGAGAGGGUGUUGGUUUAGAGCUCGGAUAAUUAAGAAGCACAAAGAUAAGGUGAAGGUGCAAUACCAAGACGUUCAGGAUGCUGCUGAUGAAGCUAAGAAAUUAGAGGAAUGGAUUUUGGCAUCUAGGGUUGCUGUUCCUGAUCAAGUGGGUAUCAGACUUUGUGGAAGGACGACUAUUCGACCAUCUCCACAAUACCCUGAAGGCAGUGCUUCAUGUAUUGGUGUUGGUUCUGUUGUUGAUGUCUGGUGGCAUGAUGGGUGGUGGGAAGGCAUCGUUGUUAAGAAGGAUUCUGAAGAUAAAUUCCAUGUUUAUUUCCCAGGAGAAAAGCAGGAAUCAGUCUUUGACAGAGGUGAUGUAAGACAUUCUCAGGAAUGCCUUGGAAACCGGUGGAUAAAUAUAAAGGAGAGGCAUGAUCUUGUGAGUUCCAUACUCUGGGGCAGAAAACAAGACGCAGGCAAAUCCAGUGAUUGCAAUUUGGUCAAAACCGCCAUUUGGGACGGUGGACAGUGUGGUGACGAUGCCACUGUUUGUAAUGAUUCAGCCGUUGUACGAGGAAAUGACAGCGCAAAAGAUGUGAGUCUUGUUUCAGAUCUUUCAAAGGAUGAUUCACUUUCUCAGUUGAAGUGGAAGUCCUCUAGGAAGAGAACACGUGGGACUGCGACCUGUGUACAGAAGCUGAAAUGCAAUCGAAAUCUCAUCAAAAGCAUUGCAGGCUCUGUUACUUGUGAAAGAUUUUUUAUCCCUGCAUCCUUAAAAGUUGAGAAUGAUAGCUGCAAGUACAUGGGUGAUCCAUUAUUCAAUUCUUCUGUAGCGCCGCGUCUAGCAAGCUUGGUUACGACUAGGUGAUUGACUUUUCUCAUUGGAGAUGUGGAGGUGUUGCUGUCUAUUUUUCAAUUGGAUUUUGCUUUUCCUUGAUAUAGUGCACCUACUGGAUGCAAUGUUUUAUUGGAAAUGUUCCAUGGCAUCCAUCUCCUACUGCGUGUACUUGUAUAUAACUUCAGCCUAUGGGGCUCUAACUUAUAGUCUUGCAAAUUUGAGGCCACAAUUUUGGAUGCAGUACGAGAACCUCUAAAAUCUCUUAACUUAGGCUUGAUUUAUUUAGGAUGGUUUAAUGUAAUCUGUAUCUCAGUUGUUUGGAAAUAAAAUUUUCCAUUUUUAUUUGUUU
Messenger RNA from Durio zibethinus, 2674 nucleotides. RefSeq lists its product as uncharacterized. Lineage: Eukaryota; Viridiplantae; Streptophyta; Magnoliopsida; Malvales; Malvaceae. The record is from RefSeq and is a predicted model, not a curated record. Gene Ontology annotation, molecular function: chromatin binding.